This is a messenger RNA of Symsagittifera roscoffensis, 1320 nucleotides long. RefSeq lists its product as uncharacterized. The record is from RefSeq and is a predicted model, not a curated record. The coding region runs from base 313 to 1320 and encodes 335 amino acids. NCBI's taxonomy places the organism in Eukaryota, Metazoa, Xenacoelomorpha, Acoela, Convolutidae. The transcript has 4 exons.
GUGACUUUGCUCAAUUUUACCAGGAUUUGCGCCCACUCAGCUUACCUGCGUAUUUACAGUUAUAAUCAAAUCGAGAUUUAUAAACAUAAGCUCCUGGAAAUGUAAAUUUCUGUAGGAGUGAAUUUUUAUUGUCCUGUGAUAAUUUGCGCCAUGCCAAUUGGUUUCAAUGACCCAAAACCUGCAAACAGUUUUUGAAUUGAGUUCAAAUCAUUGAUAUUAUUUGCAAAAAAAUUAAGUUAUCCGCACAAUGAGCUUACGAUUUCUGUAAUUAUUUCAAAUCUUAAAAAAAAACAGUUGUAAAUCUGAAAAGUCAUGGAAACUAUAGAGCUCAAUAAAUCUGACACAAGCAAUUUGAAGUCCAAAUCAGCCGAUUUUGAAGCGAACAACAAGGUUUCAAAAUCGAAGCGUUUAGGCGACAAAACCGAAAUAAAAUCACCCGAAAGAGAUUCCGCAGAAGAUAAGCAAAAACUUGGCGAAGUAAAAGACGAGGAGUUAUAUGUUAAUGUGAGCAGCAGCAGCAAAAAGAGCAACGAACCCACUUUGUUGACAGUUGAAGAAGACGACGAUGACUUAGAUUAUGAUAUAACACUUACGUCAUCUAACGUGGCUGGUGGUGCAGAUGAGGACGUGUCAUUUGUUUCGGUGGUGGAGCCUUCGCCGAUGGGACUAUGCACCUUAUUUGAGGAAGAAGAUUUGGUCACCAUUGGAGAAAUAGCUCGUUUCUGGAUGCAGAUUCAGAAAACCCAAUCUGAUUCCAACUCCGUCGAAAGCCAAUCAGAAGUAGCUUCCAACAUCAACGAAGCAGUUCUCUGUCUGUGUGAACAAAGUGUGAAAACUCUACUCAAACUCUACCAAACUUGCCCGUUGAGAUUUUUCGCCGACCAAUUGAAAAUCAGUCCCCAUACAUUGUGCAUUACACUUCAGGGUAACGCAGUCGCUCUGGACAUCCAAGUUCAGUCGGGAGGGGGCGACGGUGACUCGUGGGAUUUUUUUGACGCCCCCGAGCGACAUGAUUUGCAACUGCAACAUGAAUUGAUUAACAUUUCGAAUAUUUUCACGAAGCAAGACGAAGAAAAUGCUAUCAGAAAAUUUGCAGCAAGGUGUCACAUUUACUCUCUGGGGCUAACACUGAAGACCAUUUGGGACCUCAGAUUCUUCUCAGUCAAAGAUGAAAAAAAGAAAGACGACAAAGAUCGUGUAGUGUUUGACCUUGAGAAGGAACUGGCUCUGCUGCUGAACAAAAUGUCCCACCACAACGCCCAAAAGAGACCGGAUAGCCUAUAUUACCAGUGUGACCAAUUCGGCAUAAUUAACGCGUGA